Messenger RNA from Acanthopagrus latus (yellowfin seabream), 4637 nucleotides. RefSeq names its product fibrinogen-like 1 (gene fgl1). NCBI's taxonomy places the organism in Eukaryota, Metazoa, Chordata, Actinopteri, Spariformes, Sparidae. The record is from RefSeq and is a predicted model, not a curated record. Gene Ontology annotation, biological process: regulation of immune response; negative regulation of T cell activation. Bases 2941 to 3909 code for a protein of 322 amino acids. The transcript has 12 exons.
CCAAGUGUGUGUGUGUGUGUGUGUGUGUGUGUGUGUGUGUGUGUGUGUUAAUGACCAUUGUCUUUCUUGUGUGGCCACUGCAUGCUCUACCACCAUGUCAGCAAGUGACUUGGGACCAAAGUCCAACCUCCUAUGGCGCGUGAAGAUUUCAGGAAGUGACUUUUAAGGAACGUGUGGAAACUGAGAAAUCUCUGUUAAUAAGGCGUGAGUUUCAGACAUGGAGAUGGACUUUGUGAUGCUGUGCACUCUGCUGGUAACCAAUGUGACACCAGCGUCUGCUGCCGCACAGCCUGGUAUCAUAGAGAGCCUCCUAUUGGCCACCGUCAAGCGACCCUGGCUCUGGGGUGUCUACGUCUUUGCUGUUGGACUUCCGGUCAUUCUCUUUAUAAGCUUCAUGUGGCCCGACAAGAGGUUUGGACCCCCUGAUCAACAGUAUUACUAUAAGAAGUCUGAUGAGGAUCAACCAGACGAUCCGGAGUUCACACAGAGCACAGAAUCAGUGGGUAACAAAGGAAAGGCUGACAGAGCUGUAGCACGGAGGAGAGACACUCAUGGUAGCCAGAGGAAGUCUGACUUAGACCUGAAGGAUCAUUGAUCAGUGCAGCGACCUCAGGAGAGGAAAGCAACACCAACACACAGGAGGAUGCCGAGCAAUCUCAUCCAUGGCCAGUCGUUUUUAUGACUGAAUACACUGUAAACGCAACAGUGUCUGAGCACUGACUGUAUUGUGGUUUUGCUUAACUGUCAGAUUUGACUUUUUAAAAAUAAAAAAUGUAUCUCAUAUAGGCCUAAAAUUAAACAGGUAUCUAUUCAAAUGUAUUAUUUGCAGUGUGUAUACACUAACAGACCAAUAUUAAAUAUAUUGAUCUUUGCUUAUCAGAGUAUUUCAUUUGAAGUUGGAAUAAAGGGUGUGGACUCCUCAGCUUGUCCUCUAGUAGAUCAUCAAAUGUUAAAUUGUACACAACAUUGUCUCAUGAUGUCAGGUGUGUCAGCUGAUUGGAUAAAACUAGUUUUUUCACUUUGACGAUAAAUGUUAUUGAAUUGUGCUUUUUCAUGAAUCGUCAUGAUCUGAUAGUGACCUCCACGCAUACUCAGUAUACUUUAACUGUGCACCAAGUCUUGUCUUUGUGAUUUGGACCUGGUUUGGAUGUUAUUCUGGCAUGAUUGAAACAACACACUCAGAUUAACCAUUGAAGCCAAGGAUAGUUUUCAUAAUUUGUCAAGGGAAUAGUUAGACAUUAGGCUUACUUAUGUGUAUUUGCAUUUAAGUUUUACAUCAUAAGAUUAAUGACUCUCAUGUCGAUACAAAACUAACACCAGCUCCAGAUUAGCUUAGCAUAGCACAAAGACUGGAAGCAUGAGCUAAUGGCUAACCUGGUUCCAACCUAAUCGGCAGAUCAAAUUUUAGCAGUGCACAACUCUAUAAACCAUGGUUUGAAAUUUUAUGUUUGAUAUGUUGAAACUUUCUUUAAGUCCAAACACUUAGCUGGUUCAGUCGCCACAAACAAAGUGUUCUGAUAUACAGUUAUCUAGUAAUUAUCUUAUUAUCUAGUAGUUACCUAGAUAUAUCUCGUAAUUUUCACGCUUAUGAGUGUAAAAAAUGACAUUUAAUAUCGAAAAACACAUUCGAAUUUGAAUGGAGUGGAUGGUGAAAGAGUUACAGGCAACAUGGCUGCCAGUUGUGAUCGUAGGUCUAUGUCUGUGUUUCAACAUGCUAAGUGUGACACUUCUAGAUAUCAUAUUCUUGACAGGAAGCUGGAAAAAUAAAUCUCCAGCCGUGUUCGUGGUGACCAAAACCUGUAUUAUCUAACCCAAAAUAUGAGCUCUCAUACCCCUAACCAAGUGGUUUUUGUGCCCAAGCCUAAACGGAGCAUAGGCACAGCAGUGUGACAGCAGGAAAAUUAUGUUAAUUAUAUCAGGAUUAUGUCUACCAGGAGCAGUUUUGCUCUCAAGUCUCAUUGUUAUGCUAAGCUGAGCUAACCAGUUGCUUGCUGCAGCUACAUAACAGUACAAACAUAAGAGUGGUAUCAAUCUUCUUAUCUACGUCACUCUAGCCAAGAGAGAGAAGACGCUUCCCAAAAUGUUGCCCUGCUGUUAUGAGUGCAGCUUCACUAUCUGUUCGGCAAAUGAAAGCCUGUCUAAUUUCUUGGGUGUAAUUAACAUUGCCCCUUCAUUUUGAAUCAUUUACAAUAACCAACAGCCACAUGAGUCAGACCUGCUCCUUUGUGAUCCUUUCAGAUAAAAUGUCUCCCUCUGCUCCGGGGCUGUUCAGAGCUGACCUUCAGUGCUGGCAGCAUGUAUUUGAGAUGGCACAAUGCUGCUCAUCAACAAGAUGACUACUCGAGUCUUUUAAUGACACUCACAGAGGACACUAGCUGGAUAAGUGGCCAUUAAAGAAGAGGAAAAUCAAAGAAGAAGAGACACGCAAGGAAAAGGAGAGGCGAAGACAGAUGGCAGAUCACAGACAGAACCGAGGAUUUGAGGAUGUUGUGCAGCACUUGUUAAAGCUCUGUUGGUUGUCUCCUCUAAUCAGUGGAAUUGCUUGGAGGAAGAUUGUUAGAAUAUUUUCACAUCACCUUGUGUUGAUGGAACAAUGCAGUUCCUCUAUCAUAUUUCUUUUUGUUCUGUUCAAUUACAUAAAACUGAAAAAACAGAUUUUCCCGUAAGUGCUGCAACUUUUGGCGAGUGUGCAUCUGCUUCUUGACACUCCCCGCAUAUUUUGUAUAUUUUAUGACUGUAGAGAAUCAGGUAUUUCAUCUGUUUUUUUUCCUUUUCCUCUGGCGCAGCUUUCUUUGGAUCCAGGUGUGGGGAACAUUUUAAAAAUGUAACACGCUCACGGCAAAAAUAAACGAGAUUCAACUAAACUCUGGGAAGUAAAAGAGUCCCUCUGUCUGGACGUCUGAUCACAUAGUUUUGUGCUUUCUAAACAAGAAGAAGAAGAUGGGAGGCCAGCUGCUGCUGCUCAUAGGACUGAUGGUCCUCACAGCUUGUUCACAACCUGUUUGUGCGUCAGACAGUUGCCGUGAGGAGGUGGCUCGUCUGCGGGAACAGGAGCUGCUUCUGCAGGGCCAACUUCAGAGGCAAGAAGUCCUCCUACACAGAUUACAACUGCCGAACCAACCUGGCAACAAGGACACAGCCGUAUCCAACCAGAGCAAGGACACCCAGUACACAGACUGCUCCCAGCACUUCAGUGCUGGCUCCAAAUCCAGCGGUUUCUACCAAAUCAAACCCGACGGCAGUCCUGCUCCAGUCAAAGUCCACUGUGACAUGAGUGAUGGAGGUGGUUGGAUUGUCAUUCAGAGACGGAUCGAUGGAGCAGAGAAGUUUAACAGGUCGUGGGCAGAGUAUAAGGAUGGUUUUGGAGACACGGAUACAGCAUUAGGAGAAUUUUGGCUUGGAAAUGACAACCUGCAUUACAUCACUACACAAGGGAAUUAUUCACUGAGGAUUAACCUGGAAGACUUUGAUGGUAACCAGCGCUACGCUGAGUACAAGAACUUCAAAUUGGCCAGUGAAAAGGAUCACUACAGACUGACCUUUGGAUCAUAUGUGGGCACCGCUGGAGAUGCUCUGUCUGGAAGUUACCAGGUUGGUGUGUCAGGGUGGGCCAGUCACCAGGGCAUGAAAUUUAGCACCUACGACCAGGACAACGAUAACUACGACGGAAACUGCGCCCAGGAGGACAAAGGAGGCUGGUGGUUCAACAAGUGUCACUCAGCCCAUCUUAAUGGCAAGUACUACCCUAAUGGGCACUACAGUGGGCCUACAGAUGACGGUGUAGUCUGGUACCCUUGGAGAGGCUGGUGGUACUCCCUGAAGACCAGCGUCAUGAAGCUGCGGCCCGUCGACUUCAAAAUUGACCCCGCUGACGACCCCAAUGCCGUUCACCACACACCACCUUCCUAGAUCAUACAUGAGCAGAUAUCACAGCUACUUAGCUUAACUAUUUUGAUAAGAAACAGCUUUAGUUCUAAUUUCAAAUCACACUAACACAUAAAAUCUCAUCUUGUAAUCCUCCUCACACACUUAGCAUUAAUGAACCUGGUAACAAAUGUGCUUUCUGUGCUGUCCAGUUGCAUUUUCUAAUUUAGUUUUAAAAGAAAUAGUACACUUUGUUAAAUCUUUAAAGCUUUUAGUAGCUUAAAAUAACAUGCUUGUAAGAGGAUUUGUGAACGCUAAUGGCUGUUUUAGAGACAUGACUGUUGUUAAGGGAAGUGGGCUGCACACACAGCUGUCUGUUUUGGUGGAGAAAAGGGAAAUCUGAUGUCAGCGGGUGUGCCAGACACAGGCAGAAACAUUGAACUAAAGGCUGUGAAAGGAUCCAUUAUCAUGUCACUGAAAAUGGCUGUUAAUGUAAAAGUAAAAGCAAGCAGCUGAGCCCAGAACUGAGAGUACUGCACAAAUGUUAUAAAGAUGACCAUGUAUUGUCUAUGCAUGACAGAUGAUUUGAAAUGAAAGAAUGCGUUCACGUGACUGAAAGCAAAGAAUGGUACACAACAACGGAACUAUUUCGUACAAUGUUAUAAGUGAAAUCAGAUUUAUUAUCAACAAAUCCUCCUCUGAACAUACACACAGUUCUGUCUCUACCAUUUGCGGUAUAACCAUAAUUCACAAAAUAAAACAAGGAAACACUU